AACCGACGACCCUGGCCCUGACCCAAGACGACUUCUUCACUACGCCGAAGAUCUAGACCCUCUCGUCCACGCCCAGUCGCUGCUCGAGGGACGACCACCCAGCAGGAGGCCAGGCGGCCGCCAAAGGAUGCAGACCAAGGUUGUCGAGGUGCACAAGUAGAGGAAAUAUGGAGUCUGGAGCCAGAGAAUUUUGAGAAAUUGAAAACUGAACACAAUACUCCAGAUGUGGUCUGACCAGGGCAGAGUACAGCAGGACUAACUCUUCCUUAUUCCUGGAAGCUGUGUCUCUCUUAAUGCAGCCUCACAACAGCUCUGUGAGGCCAGUUCAUGGGUUAAUUUUUCUUUUCAAGUGGCAGCCUGGAGAAGAACCAGCAGGCUCUGUGGUUCAGGAUUCCAGACUUGACACAAUAUUUUUUGCAAAACAGGUAAUAAAUAAUGCUUGUGCAACUCAGGCCAUAGUCAGUGUAUUAUUGAAUUGUACCCAUCAAGAUGUCCAUCUAGGGGAGACACUUUCAGAAUUUAAAGAAUUUUCACAAAGUUUUGAUGCUGCAAUGAAAGGUUUGGCAUUAAGCAACUCAGAAGUGAUCCGACAAGUUCACAACAGUUUUGCCAGACAACAGAUGUUUGAAUUUGAUGCAAAAACAUCAGCAAAAGAAGAAGAUGCUUUUCAUUUUGUUAGUUAUGUUCCUGUCAGUGGAAGACUAUAUGAAUUAGAUGGAUUAAGAGAAGGACCAAUUGAUUUAGGCGCAUGUAAUCAAGAAGAUUGGAUUAAUGCAGUAAGACCAGUUAUAGAGAAAAGAAUACAAAAAUACAGUGAAGGUGAAAUACGAUUUAACCUGAUGGCCAUUGUGUCCGACAGAAAGAUGAUAUAUGAGCAGAAGAUAGCUGAGUUACAAAGACAGCUUGCAGAGGAGGAACCUAUGGAUACAGAUCAGAGUACUAAUAUGUUAAGUACCAUUCAAUCAGAAGUUGCCAAACAUCAGAUGCUAAUUGAAGAAGAAAUUCAGAAAUUAAAAAGAUACAAGAUUGAAAAUAUUAGAAGAAAGCAUAAUUAUCUGCCUUUCAUCAUGGAACUAUUAAAGACUUUAGCAGAACACCAGCAAUUAAUACCAUUAGUAGAAAAGGCAAAAGAAAAACAGAAUGCGAAGAAAGCUCAGGAAACCAAAUAAAGAGGAUGCUCGGAGGAAGAUGAUGCUAAUCUUAGUUUCAUGAAAAAACAAGUAUAUGAGUAUAUGAGACUUUUAACAACAUAUCCUAUAUCUGGUCCAGACUUUUAACAUCUUCUGGUUCAGUAUACAUUUGACAAUAGUAACAACCUGUCUCACCUUGAAUGCAUGGAUUCAUACAAUCUUUUCCCUUUACCUGCAUCAUGUGCAUGUAGUGCAUAUUAAGUAAAAGUGGUGUUUAGAGUUGCUUGACCAAAUUCCAUUAUUUGACAUUUAUAUCUGAAUUCUUGAUAGCUUCUCUGAAAAUAGAACUACUGUAUUGCACCUGAAAUGCACAAGUGAUAUUCUUUAGUUCUAAACUGUUCCUAAUUUGUCUUUUAGGCUUUUGUUCCACAGUUAAAAACUAAGAUUUAUAAUAAAACAGAAAAAGGUCAAACAUUAAUAAAAUUUGGACUGCUUUUGCUUUCUUAAAUCUUAUCAUUAAUGGAACAGUUUGCUACACCUCUUUCUCUUUGGUACUUAUUGUUUGGAGGUUUUAAAUAGAAUUUUAUUUUUCAUUUUCUAUACUGAGUAGUUGAUAAUAUUUUAAUUACAAACCCAUUUAAUAAAGGCAAAUGUGUAAGGAUUUCCAUUUCUAUCAGUGGAAAAAAUAAUAAAAGAGCCCAUUUUUAUUUUGGGAUACUUUGAAUUUUUGUUUUGGGUAGAAUUAUUUUUGUGGAAUGUAUGAGAGUAUCAUGUAUUUUGAGGCAUACUUUUUCCUUAAUGAUAGUCAUUUUAUAUUUUAAAAAUUUUCACAAAUUGUUUGGCCAUAUUAUUUUUUAAACUGUUAUCUGUGUCCUGAAAUGGUUUUUUAAUUUUGUGAUUUUACACUUCUGAGGAUCUUCUUUGAAAAUGGGGAUGUGAGUAGAAACCAGUAGGAUCUUAAUGUCACUUAAGAAAAAGUGUAGACUGGAAUGGCUCAAUAUAUCCCCAUAGUGCUAUUUAAAAACACCUUUGUAAUAUUGGGCUUCAUCAAAUUUUACUUUAUAUGAUAUACUUUGUCUCUUUGUUCAUAAAUGAAAUCUCAGAAAUCCUAUUUAUAUCAAAGGAAAUUCCAAUUCUCUUUGUGAAUUAGGCCCAUUACUAAUGUGAAUUUUCAAAGGAGAUUGUUUUAAUACCCCAACACAGUGAUUAUAGUACUUUAAAAUUUGAUGAGAUAUUAAUAAAACAAUUUAAUGACAA
Messenger RNA from Monodelphis domestica (gray short-tailed opossum), 2387 nucleotides. It is a transcript of the gene UCHL5, whose product is annotated as ubiquitin C-terminal hydrolase L5. Gene Ontology annotation, cellular component: cytoplasm; Ino80 complex. Lineage: Eukaryota; Metazoa; Chordata; Mammalia; Didelphimorphia; Didelphidae. The record is from RefSeq and is a predicted model, not a curated record. Gene Ontology annotation, biological process: protein deubiquitination; ubiquitin-dependent protein catabolic process. Gene Ontology annotation, molecular function: cysteine-type deubiquitinase activity; proteasome binding.